UAAUCUCAAAACCUCAUCUCUAAUAUCUUCCCCCACCCCUCCAUUGUCUGUUUGAUGCCCAUAAGAAACCUGUAACUUGUUCAUUUUUUAUUUUCUUCCUACUUUUCAAUCUCUAUCUUCUAUUCAAUCCUCUCCUUACAUUCUUCUAUAUAAGCUUUAUACUAAACAUCUCCCAAUUCCCACAAUUUGUUUGUGUCGGAAUUAUGAAGACGGUUAAUGCCGUGUUAUCAGUUGUGGUCGCGAUGGCUCUGGUGCUCGGAAUAGCCGAGAGUUUCGACUUCCAUGACAAGGAUUUAGCAUCGGAGGAGAGCCUGUGGGAUUUGUACGAGAGGUGGAGAAGCCAUCUCAUGGUUUCUCGGAGUCUAGAUGAGAAACACAAGCGUUUCAACGUGUUUAAACAAAAUGUCAAACAUGUGCUCCACACCAACAAUGACAACAAGCCUUACAAGUUGAAGCUGAACAAGUUUGCAGACAUGACAAACCAUGAAUUUCGAAAUGCAUAUGCCAGUUCCAAGAUCAGAUAUCAUAGGAUGUUCCAAGGGACACCCCGUGGAACAAGGAGUUUCAUGUAUGAAAACGUGAAUAAUGUCCCAACCUCCGUUGAUUGGAGAAAGAGAGGUGCUGUCACCGCUGUUAAGGACCAAGGCCAUUAAGUGUUAACAAGUAGCUGUUGGGCAUUUUCAAGUGUUGUAGCAGUUGAAGGAAUUAAUCAAAUAAAGACGAAUAAAUUAGUGUCCUUAUCAGAGCAAGAGUUGAUAGACUGUGACACUGAAGAAAAUCAAGGGUGCAAUGGAGGUUUAAUGGACAUUGCAUUUGAUUUCAUCAACAAGAAGGGUGGGAUCACUUCAGAGAUUCAUUAUCCUUACGCCGCUAAACAAGGCACUUGCGACGUUUCCAAGGAGAAUUCUCCGGUGGUGUCGAUCGAUGGGCACGAGAACGUGCCGGUUAAUGAUGAGGAGGCUCUGCGUAAAGCAGUUGCAAAUCAGCCUGUAUCAGUGGCCAUUGAUGCUGGUGGUACGGAUUUGCAAUUCUACUCGGAGGGGGUAUACACUGGACAAUGUGGAAUAGAGCAGAACCAUGGGGUUGCAGCAGUGGGCUAUGGAACAACCCUUGAUGGAACUAAGUAUUGGAUAGUGAAGAACUCAUGGGGACCUGAUUGGGGUGAGAAAGGUUACAUAAGAAUGGAACGUGGCAUCAAAGACAAACAAGGUCUCCGUGGUAUAGCAAUGGAAGCUUCAUAUCCCAUCAAGAACUCUUCCUCUAAUCCUACAACACCUUCCUUUUAUCCCAAAGAUGAACUCUAAAAUUCUACCCAACUGAUUCCAACUUCGUUCUCAUAAUUAUGAUUGAAUAAUUUACACUUCAACUAUGUUACGACGCUUAUGUUUGAUAUAUAUAUAUAGACAUUUGUAUGAGACUACAGAUCUUCAAAUUUAUGAAAAAGCUUUAAAAAGAA
This is a messenger RNA of Gossypium raimondii (Peruvian cotton), 1456 nucleotides long. RefSeq names its product vignain. Gene Ontology annotation, cellular component: lysosome. The record is from RefSeq and is a predicted model, not a curated record. Lineage: Eukaryota; Viridiplantae; Streptophyta; Magnoliopsida; Malvales; Malvaceae. Gene Ontology annotation, molecular function: cysteine-type endopeptidase activity. The transcript is spliced from 4 exons.